Molecule: messenger RNA, 1260 nt
Organism: Prorocentrum cordatum
Lineage: Eukaryota; Dinophyceae; Prorocentrales; Prorocentraceae
Source: the annotation of a GenBank genome assembly
AUGCUUGUCUUGCACUGCGUCGGCGUCGGCUCGUUCGACACGUCUUGCCUGCGCCGGCUCGCAGUGGCGGGCGGGGGCAGCUUCCACCAUGGCUGUGACGCAGGCAUUGCGGAUCACCUGCAGGGCAUCUUCUGCCGCCUGUCAGCCUCUGUUUCCGCACUGCGAGGCACGCUGUUGGAGUUGGGGGACGAGGCAUUGAAGCCUCUCCCGGCGAAGCUACUGGAGGCACCAGAGGCCUGGAAGACAGCCUCGCAGAAAGAGCUCGACGACAUCUCGCAGCCUUGCUGGUCCUGGCCAUGUGUGGAGACGCCCGGGUCGUCGUCUGGAAGUCUCGUGCCGCAGGGCGACGGCAAGCGCAUGUUCCUGCACAGGCAGCCCUUCGCGCAGGGGGCCCUGCGGUACGCGUUCCACUUUCGAAGCGUCCAGGGCUGCCCGGCAGAGCCAGGCGGUAAAGUGGUGCAUUUGGUGGUGAAGGAGAGCAAGUAUGCGACGGGCCACCGCUCCCCUGAGGACGUGCGCAAGUUCUUCCUGCAGAACCACCGCCGUGCCGAGGAGCUCGCCAGGGAAUUCAACCAGGCCGUCAGGAGCAUGAAAGAGAGAGAUAAGGACGAGAGCGCCAUCCGCGAAAUCCAGUUUGUGAAAGCCCAUGUCAUGCAGAUCAGCGACCCGGCCGAGGAUAGUGCAUUCCGCUACGUGACCGCCGAGAAGUAUAUACCAGGUCCGUACAUGAAGUUCAAUGGCAACGACGGGUUUGUCAAUCGUGUGUCUGGUGGGGAGGCUGGCCAGAUAGCCGCAGCGUUCAGCCACUUCACCUUCGACCACACGGGCGGCAAGGAACUGUGCGUCGACAUCCAAGGAGUCGGCACCAGAUGGACAGACCCACAGAUCAACAGCCGUGCGAGGAAAUUCGGCGUCGCGGAUCUCGGAGAGGCGGGCAUGCGGCGCUUCUUCCAGAGCCAUUCGUGCGGGCGGAUGUGCUGGUCGCUGCAGCUGCGCACCGUGUCGCCACAGAGCCUGCAGUUUGGCGAGGUGGUGCGCCCGCCGCAGCCUUGCGUGGUGUGCCUGAGCGCCCCGCGGACGCAGGUGUGCCUGCCAUGCAGGCACCUCUGCCUGUGCGACGAGUGCGCGCCCGCCUCUCUCUGGCCGGCCAAGUGCCCCAUCUGCCGGCGAGGCGUCGAGGGGCUCGUGCCCCUGGGAGCGGAGGCGCCCGGCGGCCCCACCUUCCUGCGCGAGUCGCAGCUGGCCCGCAUGAUGGCCUGA